AUGAAGUUCGCAACUAUCCUCUUCCUGGCCACCAGCGCCCUCGCCGCCCCCGUCAUCGAGCGCCAAGUUUCUCCCCCGACCGGCCUCCCGCCCCGUCCAACAGGUGUCCGACCAACUCCUUCGGGUCCCCCCGGCGGCACUCCCCCUGCCUUCCCAACCGGCUUCCCACCACGCCCUACAGGCCCCGUGCCUACAGGCUUUCCUCCUCGCCCGACUGGCGGCUUCCCCGGCGGUGGUGCACCUUCAUUCCCCCCGCCAGGCGGCGUGCCUUCGUUCCCGCCGGGCGGCUUUCCUGGAUUCCCUACUGGCGGGGCUCCGCCGAGACCUACGGGCGCGCCCCCUGCUUUUCCAUCGAUUCCGCCUAGGCCGUCGGCUGUUGCGCCGCCCCAGUAG
Messenger RNA from Bipolaris oryzae ATCC 44560, 393 nucleotides. RefSeq lists its product as uncharacterized. The coding region runs from base 1 to 393 and encodes 130 amino acids. The transcript has 3 exons. Lineage: Eukaryota; Fungi; Ascomycota; Dothideomycetes; Pleosporales; Pleosporaceae. The record is from RefSeq and is a predicted model, not a curated record.